AGUGCUGUCUGCCAUACUGAAAUCUAUCGAACACGGAAUGUGUUAAACGAAAUUUGUUUAGCAUAAUUAUAAUAUUUUUGAGAAUAUAACCUUUGUCUAUCCUUACGUAAUCCAAAUAAUAAUUACAAUGAACCCAUUACAAUAAAAAAGGUUCGAUAAAAGUUGAUAAACAAUGAAUAUAAUAAAUAAAUACCUGAAACUAAAUAAAUAUUUUCGUUCACUCACCGUGUGCAAAAGACUGGUUUCCAGCUUGAUAUCCUGUACAACAUUAUCGUAGUAUCUAGCGCGGGUAACCAAUGGCGAGCGUUUGGUUUCGUCUGCAAAAAUCAUAGUUUAACACACGCGGCAAAAUAUUCAAACAUCGCUCAACAAAUUUCAACAGACAAACAUGGCAGAUAGCAUGAUUUACUUUCUGGUACAAUGGGAGGAUUGCUAUAUGAGUGUAAUUUCACCCGAUAGCGUUCUUUUGCCGAAGAAAAACUCAAAAUGGGACUACGAAGAGGGCGAUCUAAUUGAGGCUGUUUACAACAGAGGGAAGUCGUACCAGGCAGUGAUUAGCGAGAUCCAUCCAAACAGGAAAUACCUGCUACAGCAAGCAAAGCUCCCUCCUAAACAUUGUUAUGAAAUAGCAAAAAGAAUGAUCAGUAUGGGUUUUGGAAUGUCUGUGUCUGAAUCUGAAAAGACUUCAAACAACACCCUAGUGUCUGGAAAGAAAGGAGGCAAGAGUGAUGGGAUCGCUGUUGCAGUUGAUUUGAUAGACAAACCUGCUGACGUGCCAAAUCAACCAGAACCAGACAAUACUGCAGUGUCUGGAAUGAUUGGAGGACAGGCUGAUGGGGUCACUGCCAAGGUGGAUUUGACAGGCAAAACAGCUGAUAUGGAUGUGACCAAUCCGCCCGAGUCAGGUUUGUCAAAGUUCUCAGCAGAGGUCAUUGUGGCAAACAAAAGAACCUCAGGAAGUGAAAGUCCAGAUGUGAUCAAGGAAGAAAUACGGGCACUGAGGAGGAAGAUAAGGAAGCUUGAAGAUAGGGUUGUGGCAAUCGAGUCAGGUGGUUCCAGUCAGCAGGAUAAUCUUUUAAAAUUGGUUUCCCACCUGGAUGCUAAUGAUGUCCAGCAAGUUUUAUCAACACUAUGUAAAGCUAUAUUCUCAAAUGUGGAGUUGAUGAACUGCAGCAGAACAGGGAAGAGAACCAAUAAAUGUUCUGAGAGAGGGCCACGCCCACCUUUGGACAUUGUUAAGCUUGAAAAGCUGGAGCAUUUAGUGCGUGAAAAAACUAACAUAAGCAAAGAUUGCUUCAUUAAAAAGUUCGAAAAUAUGCAGAAAACACUGCGCCAAAAAAAGAAGCAAUAAUAUGUCAUUGCUGAUAUAUGAAUUAAAAGAGCAAUAGUCACAUUCACAUAUUUUAUUGUUUAUAUGGAGGCCUUGUCUGUGUCUCAGAAAGUCUAUUUUUGGCCAUAAUUUACAAGUUAGACCUUGCAAACAUGUGCAAAAUCAGCUGCCUCUUGUGAGCGCUCAUUUGGGGUGCUUUUUUGCAGAAUUUUUAUCACUGUCCUGAGUCUUCUUUGAGGUCGCUGCAAAAUCUAAGGCAAAUAUGAAUAUUAGGCAAUUUUUACUUCUUGAAAUAUUCUUAAAAUGCAAAUAAUUUUGUGCAUGAAAUUUCAAGCAUUUAUCUUCAUGCACUAUUCACGAAUAAAAUAUUCAUGAACAGAAAAUGAGACAUUAAAAUAAUGAACAAAAAAAUUCAUGAACUCUUCAUGAAGUUCAUUUUCAAGAAUUUUCGUCAUAUGUUCUUGAACUCUUCAUGAACAAGAGUUGUUACUCAUUUCAUGAAUAAAUCCAUGAUAAAAACUACUUCAUGAAUACUUCAUGAAUUUGGCCUGUUUUGAACUCUAUGAACUCUUCAUGAACUUUUCAUGAAUGUGGACUGUGCAUGAAACCAUGAAUAAUUCAUGCAUAUGUCUCUUCAUGAAUACUUCAUGAACUGUCGUUUCAUGAGUUUUUUAUGAAUAAGUCUCAUUUUCUGUUCACUUCUUUCACUUGAAGUCUUCAUGAAGUAACUUCAUGAAUUGUU
Molecule: messenger RNA, 2072 nt
Organism: Ruditapes philippinarum (Manila clam)
Lineage: Eukaryota; Metazoa; Mollusca; Bivalvia; Venerida; Veneridae
Exons: 6
Coding region: 389-1351 (320 amino acids)
Source: RefSeq, a predicted model, not a curated record